UUCAAGGCGAGGAAUGAGAAAGAUUUGUGCAGAGAAAUUAUUACUGCAUGUAUACGGGAUCUGAAGUUACAGUUGGCUAGUUUGUUUCUAUUGCAACUUAACCUGAGUAGGAAGACAGAUUAUGAAAUGGUAAGGCUUGUUAUCAUGGCUUUAUGUGCAAACAAAGCAGACUUUGCUGUUAAUUCAUACUGCCUUGUACAAGUAAUGAAUCAAGUUAAGGUCGAAAAUGAAGAAAUUGCCAUGAUUUUGAAGUUUCUAACUUCAGAUGUUCAUGGAUAUUACUUUGGCAAUUACAUGUAUAAUAAGAUAACUAAUGAGGAAUUACAAAAGAUAAGUCAAACCCAAUUGAAUGAGAUAGCCACCCAGAUUAUUGAUGUCAAUUUAAAUAAUGGUGAUUGUGAAUCUGCAUUUGCUGGUUGGAGUAAGGUAGCUUCGCUUGUACAGCCUGAAAGAUGUAUGCAUUCACUUCUCAACUUACUACACAGCACAGAAACCACCGAGUUAAUACUUGAAGUGUUGACGAACCUACCACAAGAGGUAUUGGACACUGACCCCAUGGUUGACUUCCAGCUAGAAUUCUAUGGAACAAGAGACGAGUAUAUAUCCCAAUUUGACUCGCUAAUCCCUAAACUAACACAUCCACUUCGACGGCUGACAUUAACCCUGUUCCUUAAAGUAUUCUUGCAUCGUAACGACGAACCAAAGACCGAUAAAGUUAUAGACAAUAUCUUCAACCAUCAAACCGGCAUUCAACCAAAAGAGUUGAAUUGGAUUAUCAAAAAGUUACUUUGUCACGAUAAACAUACUGAAGCAUUAGCCAUGGUACGCAAGAUUAAUAAUGUGAAUGUUACUGCGUUGUCAUAUGUUUCCAUAUUCAAGUACAUUGCCAAUAAGUAUGAUUCAGACCAUGAACUGAAGUUUCAACCUGCAUUUGAAGAAAUUUGUAUGAAGAUGUUACGAAGUAAUGAUAGAAGUGUGCACGAGAAGUUCACGGUGGAAGUGUUUAACCAUCUAGCCGAACUCGACAUUCGAUAUGCAAUUCAGAGCUACAUGAAGGUGAGAAAGUCACAGAAACCAAUUCGGUUCAAUCACUUUGGAAUGCCACUCCAGUUUAACCAGAUAUUGAAAUUCUCCCAGAAAAACACUGCACAAAUACUACAAACCUUGUCCAUUGAAGCUGUAAAACACGAGGACAGUGAAAGUUUCCAAUGGGCAAUAUCCGAAUAUAGAAGGAACGGAUGGACUAUAGAACGUAUAGUCAAGAUGUUGAAACAACAUGAUAAGCACAGCUUUCUUGAACGCCAGUUCAAACCAGAGGUAUUAAACUGUAUAUAGACUAGCAUAUUUAUUAAUACUAUUUACAAGAUCCACACAUUGUCUACUUCUUUCUGUCAGCCUUUUUAUCGUAAAGUUUACCAUGAGUGAUAAUUUCGGCACCUUCACCCAUGAAUUCCAAGAACUCUCUUUCUCUUUCGGCGGCCAAUUUUCUGGCUUGUUCUCUUUCUUCUUCUGUUUGCAAGUCGCUCUUCGUGGUGUUUGUUUCUUCGGAACCCGCGCCUCUAUCGUAAUCACCAUAUUUAGUUCUGAACUUGGAUACCUUACCGGUAUGACUUUGAUCGACAAUCAAAUCUGAUCGGGUAGGGUUCCAUAAUGACGAGUUUCUUUGGUCGGCGAGCAUUCUGAUUUCAUCCUUAGGAGCCUGUGAACGACGUCUUAUAACACUUCCGUCACUUAAUUCCACCAAGGUAUCGAACUGGUAAAAAAUUGCUGGACGAGCUUUACCCAUACGGAUCUUUCUCAUUACACGACGACUCAGAAGCUGCACUUCUCUUCCUGUGGUUUCCGGGGCCUUGCCGGCAUAGUGCCUAACUGACAUGUGCUGAACACAUGGAUUGACUAUUUGUCUAAACAUGUUCCGUCUUCUUUACU
Molecule: messenger RNA, 1929 nt
Organism: Spathaspora passalidarum NRRL Y-27907
Lineage: Eukaryota; Fungi; Ascomycota; Pichiomycetes; Serinales; Debaryomycetaceae
Exons: 1
Coding region: 145-1335 (396 amino acids)
Source: RefSeq, a predicted model, not a curated record